This is a messenger RNA of Pecten maximus, 1704 nucleotides long. Its product is annotated as mucin-2-like. The coding region runs from base 142 to 1704 and encodes 520 amino acids. Lineage: Eukaryota; Metazoa; Mollusca; Bivalvia; Pectinida; Pectinidae. The record is from RefSeq and is a predicted model, not a curated record. The transcript is spliced from 4 exons.
ACACCUACAACCACAACUACGCAAACAAGCACAAUUACACCUACAACUACAACGACACCUACAACAACUUCAUCACCUAAAACUACAACUACACCUACAAUAACAACGACACCUACAACUACAACGACACCUACAACUACAAUGACACCAACAGCCACAACGACACCUACAGCCACAACGGAACUUCAAACUACAAGGACAACCACCACCACAACGACACCUACAAUAACUACAACACCCACAACAACGAUAUCUUCAACCACAACGACACCUACAUCCACAACAACACCUACAACAAUAACAACAACACCCACAACCACUACAACUCCCACAACAACAACGGCAACAACUACACCUACAACCACAACUACACCUACAACAACUACAACUCCCACAACAACAACAACGAAACCUACAACCACUACAACUACAACGACACCUACAACCACAACUACACCUACAACCACUACAACACCCAAAACAACAUUACUUUCAACCACAACGACACCUACAUCCACAACAACACCUAUAACAACAACAACGACACCCACAACGACUACAACUCCCACAACAACAAUAUCUUCAACCACAACGACACCUACAGCAACAACAACAACAACAACACCCACAACAACUCCCACAACAACAACGGCAACAACUACACCUACAUCCACAACUACGCAAACAAGCACAGCUACACCUACAACUACAACGACACCUACAACCACAACUACACCUACAACCACAACUUCACCUACAACAACAACUACACCUACAACCACAACUACACCUACAACAACAUCUACCACUACAACUUCACCUACAACCACAACUACGCAAACAACCACAACUACACCUACAACCACAACCACUCCCACAACAACAACAACGAAACCUACAACCACUACAUCUACAACAGCAACACCUACAACAACAACGACACCUACAACAACGACACCUAUAACAACAACGACACCUACAAUCCGAACGACACCCACAACCACUACAACUCCCACUACAACCUCCACAACCAUUACAACUCCCACAGCAACAACGGCAAUACCUACAACAACAACAACAACACCUACAACAACAACGACACCUACACAACACCUACAACACAUUCAUCACCUAAAACCACAACUACACCUACAACCCAAACGACACUCAAAACCACUACAACUCCCACAACAACAACACUUUCAACCACAACAACCUCCACAACCACUACAACUCCCACAGCAACAACGGCAACACCUACAACAACAACGAAACCUACAACCACUACAUCUACAACAACAGCACCUACAACGACAACGCUUCAACCACAACGACACCUACAUCCAACAACAACACCUACAACAACAACAACAACACCCACAAACACAACGACACCCACAACCACUACAACUCCCACAACAACAACAACGACACCUACAACCACUACGAUACCAACAACCACUUCACUUCCAACAGCAACAACACCUUCAGCCACUGCAACACCCACAACCACAACAAUACCUACAACCACAACGUCAAUUACAACAACAACACCUACAACGACAACGACAUCUACAACCACAACUACACCUACAACAACAACGACACCUACAACUACAACGACACCUACAACCACUACAUCUACAACAACACCACCUACAACGAAAACGACAUCUACAACAACAACACCUACAACAACAAUGA